AUGCCUAACACCUCCUACAAUCAGUUCGGUACAGGCAGAAGUUUGAGUACAUCACACAAUCCUCUAGUGCAACAUGGUAUCAACGGUGCUGACAUGUUACUAAACCGAUCGGACGAGCCUCCAGAAUCUCAAAACGGUUGUGCUCGAGUAACGCCAAUACUUUCUCAAAGAUUUGGAUUACAUUUUAAUCGAAGGUUCACCAUGCCGCACGGAGCUCCUUAUCCGCUUCGCCCUUCUCCAGAGCGUCGUCCAUCUGGAGUUUCAGAAUGUUUCAGUGGUUUAGAAGUUCCACAAAAACCUCCGCGCCCAUAUAAACCGUACAUCCCUCGUAAGAGCCGCAAGCAAUUUCAGUUUCCAAAAAUUGUUGCAACAGUACCGCCGCCUUUGCCGACACCACCUCCGCCACCUCCACCGCAAUCAGUACCGCCGCAACCGCAACCAACCACAUCAGAACAGACAGUUCCGCUCACAUCAGAAGGUUCUUCAAACUGUUCAACAGCGCCACCGGCUGCCCGAAAUCAGCAAGUACUCACCGGGAAUGAAGAAAGAGUGGAUACGGCACUUGCAGCGAAAACGAUGGAUAUCGACGAGUUUAAGAAAAAGUUUCCUCACGGUACCUCCGUUCGUGAUAUUCUGACUUCGGGAUGGUACAAGGAUCAGGCAACUGGAAAAUAUUAUAUGGAAAACGAACCACCUCCUCGCAAUGUGAGUUUGACAAUCACAACGUUCUCAUGUUCAGUUUUUUUACAGGAAGAACAAUUAGAAGACACAACAACAUCAACUUCUGAUCGAUCUCCACAAGAAUCAGGAUCGAGUGAAGCAAACCAAGAACAGCAAGUGAUGCCAGUAGUUAAUUCGAAAAGUAAUUGGAGAGUGAGUUUUAUGGGGCAAUCCACAAGAGGAAGACCAGUAACAAGAGGCAGAGGCAAUUCACACUUACCUCACCAGAUUCACUACAUGCCAUCACAGAGUCACUCCAUUCCGAGAAAUGCCCAACAGCAGCAUUUGCUACCUGUCAAGGUAAAACGCGAGCUAAUUGAAGUCCUCACAUUAAAUAAUUUCAAGAUUCAACAAGAGCCUGUCUAUCAUCCAUCACAUAGAAAUCAUCCACACAAUUUAAUGCCACCUGUUUCUCACGCGAUGGCGAUGAGCAUGCAAAAUCAUCUCAUGCAUGUUCCAGGGCAGGGUAUGGUUCAAUUUCCAUUGUUGCACGCUCAACAAAUGCAGCAACAUUUGCAACAGCAAUUGCAACACCAAAUGCAGCACCACUUGCAACUACAAAUACAACGACAAAAAAUUUCUCAACAACAAUUCAUGCAACGUCAGCAACUUCCACAGUCUCCACAAAUGAAACCGAACCUGACAAAUAUGCAACAAUCUUAUGAUCACACUCAGCACAUGCCACAGCAGCAAGGUUCCCCACAACAAUCACCGAAUAAUCUACUGCAAACUCCAGCUAUUUCUGGAACAACUACCGAUUCACGAUCUCAAUCACUUCCUCCUCCUUCAAAACAAUCAGCCAACGCCGCUGCUCAACCGGAGGUUACUCGAUUGGGGGAGAAAACACAACUCGACUCUGCAGGAAGAAAACCAAUUACACCAACAAAGCCGAAUAUUCUUCGGAAAAAUCAAAGUUCUGAUGACACCACGACACAGUUACCUAGUUGCGAUACACCUUCCAUUGAAAUUUCUCCGGCUACAGCGUUACCGAUUAGUUCCAAUCAAAUUUCAGUCCUUAUCCCAGCAGAAAAUAUGCGGCAAGUAGCUGUGCAAGAAGUGGUGAGUGGACCUUCCGAAGCGCCGCCUCGCAAACGAGAAAGGAAGCAAGUGUUUGAGCCGGACGGUCCCUACCAAUUAUCUCAACUCUAUUCUCUCAUUCAGGAGGAAACCCAAACUGCAGACACCAUUGGCUCCACAAUUGAAACAGUUGCCAACCCGUCGUUCCAAUUCUUCCCCGGUGUAGAAUCUUUUGAUCAUAAAAUUAGACAAAUGAUCACGAAAGCUCCUAGGAUGGAGCCUACAAAAAAUCUUGCAAUAGAUUCCGGGAGGGUUUCUGAAGUUGAGAAAAUGCAAGUUUCCAACAUCUCAUCUGUGAAGCUUCCCAACAUUGAGUCCGUAACCUCAGGGGUCAAAUCAGAACUGCUCAAUUUCAAUCAACUUGCGAUGAAUAUUAAGCAAGAAAUUCUUGAUACUGAAAACCCUUCACCACCCAAAAAAGUCAGAGGAAGGCCUCGCAAAAAUCAAGUUCCAGCUCAAGUUCAAGUUCCAGUAUCCCUUCAAGAUCAAGUUCAGGAAGCAUUAUUGUUGCUACAACAGCAAUUAAUGUUCCCAACAGAGCAAUCGCCGCAGCUUCCACCGCCGUCGCCACCGGCUCCGCCAAAACCAAAACAGCACAGAAAACCGUCAACUCCCAAACAACCAAAAGAUACAAGUUCGAAGCCAGGAGCAAAAAAAAAAUCAAAAACUUCGAAACAGCAAGAAGAAUCGAGCACAUUUCCAGAGAUAAAACAAGAAGAAGAGGACGAGGAAACUUCCGAAAAAGAACGUUUGGCUUUACUCCAAGCUCUACCGACAAAUCUGCUAAACGCAAUUGAAGCUCAAAAAGUGGUGGAUGCACAAGAGCAAGAAAGAGAUAAAGAGAAAGAAAGUUAUAAAGAGAAAUCAAAAAAAACACCGAGGAAAUAUACCAAAAGAGCAAAUAAACCAUCGAACUUGUUCGAAGAAGCUGACUUUGCUGGUAACCGGGUGUUCCUUCAAUCAAUGGCACACAUGGAUGCUAGUGGGCUAUUUUCUGGAGUCAAUCCUCACACCGGCGAGCAAAUUCAUCCAACUAGUGAGACUAUUGCGGGAAUGUUACCUAUUUCGAUUUUAUCUCAUCAUGAGGACCCACCGAUAAAGGAAAUUGACGACGAGUUACCUCCUCCACCAAUUGCUACUGCAGUUGCAACAUCAGGAACACCGCUGACCUUGAACAUCUAUGAGUACCCACCGAAAUUUGUUGCUGCUCCAGUUUGGACUGAUGAUACGGGACCGUUAGUACCUAUUUUCAUGUAUCAAAAUGACAAAAAGAUUGAACGACAAAAUAAUCAUACCGAUGAUGAGGAGAAUGAAGCCGCAAACAUUGACCAAGUUAAUAGAGAUGAGACACAAGAAGAGGUCCCAUACGUCCCGAAAGUCAUCACCAAAGCCGCUCUCAAAUUUGUGCCACCAAUUGCCAAAAAACGAGGUCCACGAAAACUAAAGGUUGUGUUCGCGGAAACGCCAUUUGAACCACCUGCCCCUUGGAAGCCAAUGGAAAAUGCUUUGCGGAGAGUUGCCCCAAAAUUGCCUCGGAAACUGCUCAAAAACAGCGUUCAUAUUAUUCCGAAAACAAUUGAUUUUUGUCAGCCGAUUGCAAAAGUAAAAUUGGCCAAGAAACGCAGUUCUGAAAAAACAAGGAAAUGGCUGAAAAUGAACCAAGGUGUACAAAUUGUUCAACUCUUGAAGUAUUUCAAGAAACAUUUAAUCACGUUUGACAAGAUGUUAUUUGAUGAAAAGGAAGCUCCAAGUUUGCUGAAAAUUAUGAUGGAGACAAUUAUCGAAGAAGAAAAAAACAUUUACUCGGAAAAAAUAAACGAUGUGCUCGAUGAAGUGGUUGAUGAUUGUUGUGACGCUUGUUUUGAAGAGAGCACGGGACGCGUUACUUCUCAUUCCACAAAUGUGCUAAACUUCCGUGUUGAUCGAACUGGUUUAGAUAGUACCUCACGAUGGAAAGCGUGGAAUACAAAGGUUACGCAGAGAAUAAACCAGCAAACCAAGUCUGAAAUGGUUGACAGUAGGCUCACAACGAUUGACACUUACUCAGGAUUGUUCUCCAAUAAAAUUCGAAAGAUUCUUCAUCCGAAAUUGAGAAAAGAGGCAAUUCAAAUUUGUCGUGACAUUAUGAAACUACGAUCGCGAUUGGAGAUUGGCAGUGGUUCUCGUCCAAGAAAGGGUACAACUUUGGAGCCAAAAACAAUAUGUCACCUGAAAUUAAAUGCACUGGAAAUGCGCUCAGCAACUUAUGUAGCGAGGAAAAAUGAACAUAGGAAUUGUCAAUUAGCAGAAAUGAUCACAACAUGGGAAAAAGCUGCGAAAAAGUUCGACACCAGCAAAACCGUCCAAGAGAAAGUUGAUGCCCAUGAAAUAAUCGCGAAAUGCACAAAAUCGCUGACUUGUUCUCUCGAUCUUCAUGAUGCCUAUAUCGAUGUUUGCAUGUUUGUUGCAAGGCUGCAAGUUCUCUAUUACCACGCUUGUCAGUUGCACGAGAAUUUUGACAAGGAAACAAAAGAACUGAAAGAAGUUUAUCUGUCGAUAGAGGAUACGGAACAUUUGUUGAUCUUAAGUGAAGCCAAGGUGAAACUGUUGAGCGAAUGUCGUAAACAAUCGAGAAUCGACUUGAUCACUACCUAUAUAGAAGGAGAUGCCAUGAACGUGGAAAAAGACAGACUCAAACGAUUACAAGAAUCUGAUGCAGAUGCUGAAUCUAUUGCUAUGUCUGAAGAGAAACUGAAAGCUAAAAAGGCUCAAUUUGUUAGAAGCUGCGAAGAUAUUGGCUUAGAAAAAGUUAUGAAACAAUAUUUGAAAGCAACAUCUAAGGAAAAAUCCAAAGAAAAGUUGAAAAUUGAGGAUGCGAAAUCAAUGCCGAUAAGGAAGAAUGUAUUUCACUUGUGCAAUGAUGGUGGUUAUGUGUACUCACGCGAGAUUGCACCGAAGUUUUUGUCUAAUGAAUGCCGUGCUCUAUCCCUCAUGCAAAUGGCCAUCACUCAUUCUUUGCCAACCAACAUUGUGGAUGAAAAAUUCCGAAGUUUUGCGGAUGCUGAAAAACGUGAAGCUAAAAAAAUUGUGAUAUCAAUGGUUCAACAAUGUCGUAUGGAACUUUACAGUUUUGAUCAGAGACGCCAAUGUCUUAAUAUGGAAGCUUCCCAAUUAAAAUAUGAGAGGCUCAAGGAAGAUCAGGAAACGGACUUUGGACAAACUGACCAGCAAAUGAUGCGAUCGAUUCGAGAAAAAGUGUUCCAGCUUGGAGAAGCUGUGAAAGAAAAUCAAUUGGCUGUAUUCAACCCAUCAACUCAUGACCAAGAAGAAUUAGAUUUGAAAGUACAAGAAUCAAUCAAAGCGUUUCAGAAGAAGAAACGCGAACAAGCGUUUAAACGGCGUUAUUUGGCUGACUAUUUAUCUGAUACUACGUUAGGUUGGGAAACUCACGAUGUGAAUAAACAGAAAAUCAUGAGAAUCGAGCAGUAUCGAAAACGGAGGGAUGAUAUCGAGCAAAGCCAAGAGAUUGUGUGCGGUCAUAUGGAAACCCAGAUGAAAAAGAAUCCCGCAAAUCCAUUCUAUGCAGAAUACGAGAAGCUCUGCACAGAAGAAGUUACCAGUUUUGAAACCGAAACUGAUGAUAUCGGACCUCUUGUCAACUCAAUAAAAGAGUUGAGCAGCCACAUUCGAAUGGCUGAAACAGAAGAAAUUCGGAAGAAAUAUCAGGAGCUGUUGGACAUGCAAAAAACGACGUAUCAGGCGUUGCAACAGAAGAAAAGAGCGGACAGACGAGAUAUGCUGAGAAACAAUGAAAAAAAUGCCAAACGGUGGAGUCAAAUUGAUUUGAAUUUCCGCGAAAUACUGAACGAACUCGAAUUUUAUUCCGGACACGAAAUUGAUCAAUUAGAGAAAAAUGAUGUUUCCAUUCUCGACACAACCUUCAUCACACAAAAUCAUUCUGGAAAGAGUUAUUUUCAAAAACGAUGA
Messenger RNA from Caenorhabditis briggsae, 5763 nucleotides. RefSeq names its product Protein CBR-ATTF-5 (gene Cbr-attf-5). NCBI's taxonomy places the organism in Eukaryota, Metazoa, Nematoda, Chromadorea, Rhabditida, Rhabditidae. The record is from RefSeq and is a predicted model, not a curated record. The transcript has 11 exons. Gene Ontology annotation, biological process: regulation of apoptotic process. The coding region runs from base 1 to 5763 and encodes 1920 amino acids.